ACCUCCUUUGUAAUGACAGUUCAACAUUGACUCCAGAAAAUAGCCGGAUGCACUCCGUAUUUUACCGUUUUUACUCAGAUUUUGACAGCUUUUGUUCGUCUUUUGCAAAUUGUGAACGCUACCCACUGAAUGGUAUACUGUAGAGCUUAACUACUGACGUUGGGCGUAUUUCUAAAUACGUCUGCGCUUUAGCAAUAAGAGUAUUCAAAGUACUUUCCUGUCAGUGUAAAUAUCUGUGGGACGCUGUUUUGAGUGACACUGUAGUUUUCGUAAACUCCGUAAAGUUGGCGGUGUUAUCGGGUGAAAGGUGACGUCGCUUCAGAUUAUUAACUCGUAGAAUGUACAAUGUGGCGAGUGUCUCAGCCUCUCUGGGGUCCCUGGGACUGUUGCGUCUCUUCGGGAUGUCCUGGUCCUGGAGUCUGGCAGCAGGUCUUGGAGUGUAUCUGGGCACUAGAAGCUGGAAAUACAUCUAUGUGGCGGCACGCACGGCCAAAAGAGAUCUCAAUGGCCUCUAUGUGCUGUUGAGAGUGAAGGUGGCUCUGUGGCAUCACAUGCGCAGUGGAAGCAACAUCCUUUCCAUCUUUGCCCAGACAGUAAAACAACAUCCAAACAAGCCAGCACUGAUUUAUGAGGCUACAGGAGAAACAUGGACCUUUACCCAGUUGGACGAGGUGUCAAACGCAGUGGCUCACUGGGCACGGGUGCAGGGAUGGGCAUCUGGUGACGUGGUGGCAAUUUUCAUGGAAAGCAGGCCGCUCUAUGUGGCACUGUGGCUGGGCUUUGCCAAGGCUGGGGUGGAAGCUGCACUCAUCAACUUCAACCUCCGCCGUGACUCCCUCUUGCACUGCAUCGGAGUGUCAGCAUCACGUGCCAUUGUGUUUGGUUCGGAGCUGGUGGAUGCAAUGCUGGAGGUGAGUUCUUCCAUUGGCCAGUCUAUGGUACGGUUUUGUGCUGGAGAUUUAAGCGCUGAUCAUCUGGCCUACCUGGCUGCUCAUCCCCUGGAUCCCAUUUUAGCCUCUACCUCUAGACUCCCUCCUUUCCCUUGUGUGCCUCCCAAAGGAAUGAACGACCGGUUGUUCUAUAUUUAUACCUCCGGCACCACAGGACUGCCAAAGGCUGCAAUUGUGGUGCACAGUCGUUACUACCGAAUUGGUGCGUUUGUGUAUUAUGCCUUUCGUAUGCAGCCCAAUGACAUCAUCUAUGACUGUCUGCCUCUCUAUCACUCAGCAGGAGGUAUUAUAGGAGUUGGUCAAUGUCUGCUUCAUGGUCUCACUGUGGUAGUUAAGAAGAAAUUCUCUGCUAGCCGCUUUUGGGAAGAUUGCAUCAAGUACAACUGCACUGUGGUGCAGUAUAUCGGUGAGAUCUGCCGCUACCUUCUGUCUCAGCCAGUGCGGCCAUCAGAAAAGGGACAUCGAAUUCGCCUGGCACUAGGGAACGGGCUCCGCCCCAGUGUGUGGGAGGCCUUCACAACACGUUUUGGAGUGAAGCAGAUCGGCGAGUUCUAUGGUGCUACUGAGUGCAACUGCAGCAUUGCCAACAUGGAUGGAAAGGUGGGAGCCUGCGGAUUCAACAGUGUCAUUCUGCCUAAUGUGUACCCCAUCCGCUUGGUGAGGGUAGAUGAGGAUACCAUGGAGCUGGUUCGAGACAAACAAGGCCUGUGUGUGUCUUGCCGUCCAGGGGAACCGGGGCUUCUGGUGGGUCGUAUCAACCAGCAGGAUCCAUUGCGGCGGUUUGACGGAUACGCAAACCAGGAUGCAACGAGGAAGAAGAUAGCCCACAAUGUGUUCAAGAAAAAUGACUCUGCAUAUCUGUCAGGUGACGUACUGGUGAUGGAUGAGCUGGGCUACAUGUAUUUCCGAGACCGCGGUGGAGACACGUUCCGCUGGCGAGGAGAAAACGUCUCCACCACUGAGGUGGAGGGCAUCAUCAGCAAUAUUCUGGGUCAGACUGAUGUGGCAGUCUACGGCGUGUCCGUGCCAGGUGUGGAGGGAAAGGCGGGUAUGGCUGCUAUUGCAGACGUUUCAGGGAACUUUGACUGCAGCAGUUUCCUACAGAAGGCUCAGCAGUCCUUACCACAGUACGCCCGCCCUGUGUUCCUACGAAUUUCCCCAGAGGUGGACACCACAGGUACAUUUAAAAUCCAGAAGACCCGGCUACAGAAGGAGGGCUUCGACCCUCGUGUCACAACAGACCAGAUCUACUUCUUAAAUCCCCGAGUUGCGCAUUAUGAGGCUGUAGACGAGGAGGUAUACAAUUCCAUAGUGGAUGGAAAAAUGUCUCUUUAACGGCACCGUUAUUCACCUCUGCUGAGGAGACCUGUAUAGAGAAAACGUACAUACCCUGAUGUCAGCACUGAUCUGGAUGUUGGUGCUCUGCCUGCCUGGAUCUUUACCUGUCAUGGUGAAGGAGCGCCUACAUGGGCUUAUGGUUACAGACAAUAUUUUAACGCUGUAUGAGCAGCAUGAGGGCAUUUAUUAUAUUUAAUAACUUCCUCAUGAAAACCUCAAAAAGCCUUUGAGUAAAGUUGCACAUCCACUUCAAAUAUGGUAGCUUAGGAUGGCGAGCAACAGCAUCGCAUCAAACUCUGUUACAGGGUAUGCACCCGCUUAGGAAAUAUACAACAGAAUUAAAUCUGUUUAGCUCUAACCAGACACGAAUCUGAAGCUGUGCAAUUAUUAACGGGCAUAUCUCACUCCAGUCAGCACUGUCUUUUAAAAAGUUAUAUACCGGAUUAGAAAUAAUUUCUUCUAAAUCUUUAACGUGUGCAGGCCCUGAUGUAGCUGAUAAAGGUAAAAUGUGCCAGAAUGCAUCAGAAAAAUGCAAGAUAGAUUUACAACCAUUUUUAUCCAUAAUUGUUACAUAACAUUUGGAACAGUUUUUUUUUUUUUUUUAGCUGGGUGAAGGUCACUUUCCUGUGUCCAAUUAUAGUUUCAUGCGUGGACUUACACCAGUACAUCAAUCCAGGUUGCUUUUUGUAUUAAAAAAAACCUAAACUAAAAUAAGCACAAAGUAU
Molecule: messenger RNA, 3013 nt
Organism: Thalassophryne amazonica
Lineage: Eukaryota; Metazoa; Chordata; Actinopteri; Batrachoidiformes; Batrachoididae
Gene: slc27a1a
Product: solute carrier family 27 member 1a
Exons: 13
Coding region: 339-2285 (648 amino acids)
Biological process (GO): adiponectin-activated signaling pathway; phosphatidic acid biosynthetic process; phosphatidylethanolamine biosynthetic process
Cellular component (GO): plasma membrane; mitochondrial inner membrane
Molecular function (GO): long-chain fatty acid transmembrane transporter activity; long-chain fatty acid-CoA ligase activity; fatty acid transmembrane transporter activity
Source: RefSeq, a predicted model, not a curated record